AUGAGUGAAAAUAGGGCAAAUGCCAAAAAGGAAAGCCAGGGUGGAUAUAUUGGAUUUGUCGCUGGAAUGUUUUCUGGUGUAGCAAAAAAUUUGGUUGGACAUCCCUUUGAUACCAUAAAAGUUCGGUUGCAAACGUCUGAAAAUCGGUUCAAGGGCCCAUUGGACUGUGUUUAUAAAACAGCCAGGUUGGAGGGCAUAAGAGGGUUCUACAAGGGCUGCACACCUCCAUUGAUAGGGUGGGUGGUGAUGGACGCAGUGAUGCUAGGCUCGUUGACCAACUACAGACAAUGCUUGAUGGAGACGGUUUACUCAGGACAGGAAGAGCUUCCCCUUGUGGGGCAUUGUCUAGCAGGAGUUGGAGCUGGAUGGACAGUGUCAUUUGUUGCUGCUCCCAUCGAACAGAUCAAAGCACGAUUGCAGGUGCAGUACGAUCCCAAGAGCAGGCUCUACUCAGGACCCAUUAACUGCUUGAGCAAGAUCGUUGGGAGCAGUGGGAUCAGGGGGUUGUACUCUGGAUUGUUCAGCACAAUGGUGUUCCGAACCAACUUCUUGUUCUGGUGGGGGUCCUACGAGAUCUUCACCACUCAGUUGAGGCAGCACACGCACCUCUCCGACGUGGCCGUCAACUUCUGGAGCGGCGGUCUUUCCGCGACCGUCUUCUGGGUGUUCGCCUAUCCCGCCGACGUCGUCAAGCAGGUCGUCAUGACCGACAGCCCCACCAGCCCUCGACAUGCCACCUGGGCUGCUGCUGUGGCGCACGUAUAUCGCACGAGGGGCUGGAGGGGCUUCUUCAGGGGCUUUGUGCCCUCCAUCCUCAGGAGCUUUCCCGCCAACGCCGCUGCCCUCGCCGCCUUUGAGUUCGUAAACACCGCUCUCCGGUAG
Messenger RNA from Ascoidea rubescens DSM 1968, 882 nucleotides. Its product is annotated as mitochondrial carrier. Gene Ontology annotation, biological process: transport. Gene Ontology annotation, molecular function: transmembrane transporter activity. Bases 1 to 882 code for a protein of 293 amino acids. The transcript has a single exon. Lineage: Eukaryota; Fungi; Ascomycota; Saccharomycetes; Ascoideales; Ascoideaceae. The record is from RefSeq and is a predicted model, not a curated record.